UUUUGCUUGACCAGCAUUCGAAGGCUUGUCGUCUGCAGCAAUGGUACUGUCACUCUCUGGAGCAUUGGUCCUGCUCCUCUCAGCAGGUCUGACAGACGCCCAAUUUCCACCCACCCCGGAAGGCGUCACGACCAUCAAGAGCAAACAUCACAAUGGCAUCAAAGUGUCGUACAAGGAGCCUGGCAUCUGCGAAACUACUCCAGGCGUAAAGAGCUAUGCCGGCUAUGUUCAUCUACCAAAAGAUGCUCUCAACGAGACACACGAGCACAAUGGCUAUCCCAUCAACACCUUCUAUUGGUUCUUCGAAUCUCGCAAAGACCCCGCCAAUGCACCUCUUGCCAUCUGGCUGAACGGUGGACCUGGCGGAAGCUCUCUUCUAGGCGCUCUCGCAGAGAACGGACCCUGCUUCGUGGCCAACGACUCCAAGACCACCUAUCUCAAUCCCUACUCAUGGAACAAUGAAGCCAAUCUGUUGUUCAUUGAUCAGCCCGUUCAGGUCGGCUAUUCUUACGAUGUGCUCACGAAUGUUACCGUCGAUCUCGCGGCAAUGUCCGCCGAAGAACAGGGAAUUCAUCACGCGGACUUCUCAAACGGCGUGCCGAAGCAGAACAACACGUUCCUUGUGGGAACUAGUUCGAGUCAAGAUCAGCGUAGCACUGCCAACAGUACUCAGCAUGCUGCCACAGCCCUCUGGCAUUUCGCUCAGACCUGGUUCGAGGAGUUCCCGGCGUACAAGCCGAAUGAUGGGGGCAUCUCAUUGUUUACCGAAUCAUAUGGUGGACAUUAUGGACCAGGCUUUAUGGACUACUUCGCUAGACGCAACGUUGAGAUCGAGAAAGGAAAGCUUGAUGGCCACGUCCUGAAGCUGAGUACACUUGGAAUCAUCAACGGCUGUAUUGACGCUCCGGAUAUGAUCGAAACGGAGAUCAUCUUCUCAUACAACAACACCUACGGCGUGGAGGCCAUCUCCAAGAAAGAAUACGAGAAAAGCAUGCAUGACUUCCACAAGCCGGGCGGAGCGAAGGAUCUGAUCGAAAAGUGUCGCGAAAUGGAGCGAAAGACUGAUCCGCACGACCAUGGUGACGUCGCUGAGACGAACAAAUUCUGUUCCCACGCAGCGGACUACGCGGAGAGUAUCGCCGACGAUGUUUUCGUCAAUGCCAGUCGUGCUGGGCGGUUUGAUGUCACCCAUGAUGCGAAGGAUCCGUUCCCUCCACCGUACAUGUUCGGAUGGCUCAAUCAGCAUGAGACGCAGAAGGCGUUUGGAGUGCCAGUCAACCACUCAUGGUCAUCGCCCACUGUCGGCGAGGCCUUCCAUAAGACCGGUGACUUGGUGAAAGGCAACCAAUUGAAGCAGAUCAGCUAUCUGCUCGAGCACGGUGUCAGCGUUGCGCUGAUGUAUGGUGACCGAGACUUUGCCUGCAACUGGAUUGGCGGCGAGCGAUACUCGAAGAACAUCCCUUGGACCCAUCAAGACCAGUUCAAAGACGCCGGCUACACACCACUUCUCGGCUCCUCUCCCUACACGGAGUCGAGUGGACUUACGAGGCAGUUCGGUAACUUGUCGUUCACGCGAGUCUACCAAGCCGGCCACAUGAUACCAUCCUACCAACCCGAAGCAGCCUACAACAUCUUCAUGCGCGCUCUCACAGGUCGCGAUAUCGCGACGGGUGCUGUGGACCUCAAUAGCUACGCAUCUUCUCACUCUGAGCAGUAUAGCACCAAAGGCCCAUCGGACACUUGGUGGAUGAAGAACGACGUUCUUCCACAGCAGCCGCAUGAGUGCUAUAUCUUGGAUGUUGCAUCGCGUUGCACGGACGAGGAAGCUGAGUGGAUCAAGGAUGGAACGGCUAUCGUUAAGGAUUGGAUCUUGGUAGGGAGGAAUGAAAGCGCUGCUGUGGAAAUGGGCCAGAAGUUUCAAGAUUUGCCGCUCAUUGGCGGGCAGCAUCCGCUCUUGGGAGACUGGUGA
Molecule: messenger RNA, 1969 nt
Organism: Zymoseptoria tritici IPO323
Lineage: Eukaryota; Fungi; Ascomycota; Dothideomycetes; Mycosphaerellales; Mycosphaerellaceae
Gene: PEP-S10.3
Product: secreted carboxypeptidase-like protein
Exons: 4
Coding region: 41-1969 (642 amino acids)
Biological process (GO): proteolysis
Cellular component (GO): fungal-type vacuole
Molecular function (GO): serine-type carboxypeptidase activity
Source: RefSeq, a predicted model, not a curated record